GAAGAGAGAGCGAGAAAACAUCCCAGACUUCGCUCGUCGCUCUGCGCACGUGUCCUCGUCAGCGGGAAAAGCAGCACCAUCCAUCCAGAGGCGGCUACCCAUGUGGCAGGAGGCUCUGUGGACCCGCGGACGCUACCUGCUGGAGAAGAACGAUGGAGGCGAGGGUGCCGAGGGGCCUGAGAGCCUGGGGGACGGCUGCCCGGGGUUCCAGGGCGAGGUGUGCGCGGAGGGUGAGAAACCUCAGGACUGGUUGUACGAGUCGUACUACAGAAUGAGCCAGCAGCAUCCGCUGAUCGUGUUCCUGCUGCUGAUCGUCAUGGGAACCUGCCUCGCACUGUUGGCCGUGUUCUUCGCUUCGGGACUGAAUAUAGAGGACCACUUGGCGUUCCUGAUCACAGUGCCCACUGCUCUCUUCCUCUUCCUGUCCAUCUUCAUCCUUGUCUGCAUUGAGUCCGUCUUCAAGCGGAUGCUCCGCCUCUUCUCUCUCCUUAUAUGGGCCUGUCUGGUCACCAUGGGUUACCUGUUCAUGUUCUCCGGAGGGAGACUCAGCCCCUGGGACCAGGUGUCCUUCUUCCUCUUCAUCGUGUUUGUUGUUUACACCAUGCUGCCCUUCUCCAUGAGAGGGGCCAUUAUCGCCAGCGGCAUCACCUGUUUCUCACACACUGUCACCCUCAGCAUCUGUCUGACCUCAACUGUGACAGAACUGGAACCUCUCAUCUGGCAGAUCCUAGCCAAUGUAAUCAUCUUCACCUGUGGUAACCUGGCCGGGGCCUAUCACAAGCAUCUGAUGGACUUGGCACUCAAGCAGACCUAUCAAGACACCUGCAACUGCAUCAAGUCGCCCAUCAAGCUAGAGUUUGAGAAGCACCAACAGGAGCGUUUACUCCUGUCCUUACUGCCCGCUCAUAUAGCCAGAGUGAUGAAAGCUGAGAUCAUCCAGAGGCUGCAGGGACCAAACUCUGGUCGAACUGAGAGCACCAACAACUUCCACAACCUCUACGUGCAGCGACACACCAAUGUCAGUAUUCUCUAUGCAGACAUUGUGGGCUUCACCAGGCUGGCAAGCGACUGCUCUCCAGGUGAACUCGUGCACAUGCUGAAUGAACUGUUUGGUAAAUUUGACCAGAUUGCAAAGGAGAACGAGUGCAUGCGAAUCAAGAUCCUGGGAGACUGUUAUUACUGUGUGUCUGGUCUGCCUGAGUCGCUGCCUCACCACGCCAGGAACUGCGUGAAGAUGGGCCUGGAUAUGUGUGAGGCCAUCAAGAAGGUCCGAGAUGCCACCGGAGUCGAUAUCAACAUGCGUGUCGGCGUUCACUCUGGAAAUGUCCUCUGUGGUGUGAUUGGCCUCCGGAAGUGGCAGUAUGAUGUGUGGUCACAUGAUGUAACGCUUGCCAAUCACAUGGAGGCGGGAGGCGUACCCGGGAGGGUCCACAUCUCUUCAGUGACGUUGGAGCAUUUGAAAGGCUCAUACAAGGUGGAGCCUGGAGACGGACAAAGCAGAGAUUCCUACUUGAAAGAACAUAAAGUGGUUACCUUCCUGGUCAUCAACCCAAAGACCGAGAGGCACAGCCCGCUGCUCGGCCUGCGCUCUCGUCCUUCUCUGGACGGUGGGAAGAUGAGGGCAUCUGUUAGGAUGACCCGCUACCUGGAGUCCUGGGGAGCUGCCAAACCCUUCGCCAAUCUUCACCAUCGAGACAGCAUGACCACAGACAACGGCACGAUUAACACGACCGACGUUCCAAUGGGGCAGUACCACUUCCAGAGACGAGAGAGGUCCAAAUCCCAGAGGAGGAGGUUUGAGGAAGAACUCAAUGAACGAAUGAUUCGCACCAUCGAUGGCAUCAAUUCGCAGAAACAGUGGUUGAAGUCUGAAGACAUCCAGAGGAUCUCGUUGUUCUUUCACAACAAAGCCUUGGAAAAAGAGUACAGAUCCACUACAUUACCUGCCUUCAAGUACUACGUCACCUGCGCCUGCCUCAUAUUCUGCUGUAUAUUCAUAGUGCAAGUCCUCGUCUUGCCCAAAACUGCUGUGCUGGGGAUCUCCUUUGGCCUGGCAUUCCUGCUCUUGGCUUUGAUCCUGCUCCUUUGCUUCGCUGGUCACAUUCUGCAGGGAAGGAAGGGAUCCUUCUGCUCUCUUACAUGGUUCCCAACUUCGUCCCGCAUCAUCGUCACCAAUAACCCCUGGCUACGAUUGGUCCUCACCAUGACAACCACUGCUCUCAUACUGGUGAUGGCUGUCUUCAAUAUGUUCUUUGUGGAAGACAUUGGAGGAUCGAUGGAGGACGUCCUGACAACCGCUCCACCUGUCAAUCUAACCAAUGACAGCCGAUUGGAUGAUAUGGAAGAAAACACAGGCAAAAACAAGUUUUACCUGCCAUAUUUCAUCUACUGCUGCAUAUUGGGCCUGGUAUCGUGCUCAGUGUUCUUGAGGAUCAACUAUGAGCUGAAGAUGGUGGUGAUGCUGGUUGCCGUGGUGAUCUACAACAUCAUCAUUCUCCAGACACAUUCGUCUCUGCUGGAUGGAUUCAGCAAAGCGUUGUACCCCACCGAUAAACUAGAUAGACCAGGCGUUCUGAAGGAUCUGAAGACCAUGGGUUCAGUGUCUCUGUUCAUCUUCUUCGUCACGCUGCUGGUGUUAGCAAGACAGAAUGAAUAUUACUGUAGGUUGGACUUCUUGUGGAGGGACAAGUUCAAGAGGGAGUGCGAGGAGAUCGAAACCAUGGAGAACCUCAACCGGGUUCUGCUGGAGAACGUUUUGCCGGCUCACGUCGCCGAGCACUUCCUGGGACGCAACUGGAAAAACGAAGACCUUUAUCAUCAGUCGUACGAGUCGGUGUGUGUGAUGUUCGCCUCCAUCCCUGACUUCAAAGAGUUUUACACCGAGUCUGAUGUCAAUAAGGAAGGACUGGAGUGCCUCCGUCUUCUCAACGAGAUCAUAGCAGACUUUGAUGAGCUGCUGUCCAAGCCGAAGUUCAGCGGAGUGGAGAAGAUAAAGACCAUUGGCAGCACCUACAUGGCUGCGACUGGACUCAAUGUGACGCCAGGACCAGAGUGUGCACAGGAACAUGACAGACAGUACAUGCACAUAGGCACGAUGGUGGAGUUUGCCUUCGCCCUCGUUGGGAAGCUGGACGUCAUCAACAAGCACUCUUUCAAUGACUUCAGACUCCGUAUUGGGAUAAACCAUGGACCAGUGAUUGCGGGAGUAAUUGGGGCCCAGAAGCCUCAGUACGACAUCUGGGGGAACAGUGUGAAUGUGGCCAGUCGGAUGGAGACCACUGGGGUGCUCGGCAAAAUACAGGUAACAGAGGAGACGAGUCGUAUCUUAUCAACACUUGGGUACAUGUGUUCAUGUCGUGGCAUCAUCAACGUAAAGGGCAAAGGAGAGCUGAAGACCUACUUUGUUCACACAGAGAUGACCCGAUCGCUGUCUCAAGGGACUGUGAUGCCUUGAGCACGUCACACUAACUGAACGAAUGGACUCGAGAACAGAACUGCACACUCAAAGUGGCCAUAGAAGUGAUUUGUCAUGCUCUGUAAGUAAAGCCCAUUACCAGAAGCCAGCAGUACAAUGGAUAGACACUCGUCGAAAACCACUUUUGUCCUUAGCAACACAAUGUAGAUCAGGACCGAGGUGCAACAGCACGGUCCUUCAACGCUGCACUCUGGAUGGUUUUCACAUCUCAAGUGUAACAAGGACUUCGCUCCAAGGAGUCUCUUCACCGUCUAAAGGAGUGCCUGACUAAAGAGAGGUUUGCUAAAUUAGUGCAGCUCUCAAGGACCGCAGUCACCCGUCUGUACAAUAGUAGUGGUGUGGAGUUAAUUGCCCAUGCCGGUGUUGCAGUGCUUCAGAGCCUUAAACUUGAGCAAACUGAGCUGCCUGCCGAACUUAUUUUUUUCUCUUUUUUCUUUUUCUUUUUUAAAAAUCUCUGCUUGGUUGGCAGUGUGAGCCAGUUUGUUUCCAUUUCAUUCCAAAUGGAUGUUAGAAUAGUUUAUUGUCAUAUAGAGCUGUUGAUGCCAACAAAUUGCCAGCGUGAUGGGUAGUUUGCCAAAACCUGUGAUUUGUAUUUAUAGCUUUAGAGCUGCGUUUGUGUCCCACUCGAGCAGGUGGACUCAGGCACAGGAUCCAAGAGGAAAACAUAGAAGUUUCUUUUUUUAUAAUCCAUCUGGAACCGAACCAACAGCAUGUGUGUAAAUGUUCACUGCCAUCCUUUUGUUAUUCAUUAAACAUUUGUA
Molecule: messenger RNA, 4236 nt
Organism: Stegastes partitus (bicolor damselfish)
Lineage: Eukaryota; Metazoa; Chordata; Actinopteri; Pomacentridae
Gene: adcy2b
Product: adenylate cyclase 2b (brain)
Exons: 25
Coding region: 101-3454 (1117 amino acids)
Biological process (GO): adenylate cyclase-inhibiting G protein-coupled receptor signaling pathway; intracellular signal transduction; adenylate cyclase-activating G protein-coupled receptor signaling pathway
Cellular component (GO): plasma membrane
Molecular function (GO): adenylate cyclase activity
Source: RefSeq, a predicted model, not a curated record